GGUUGUCCAAUGAAAACACAGGAUGAAGAAGAAGCGACACUCCUGCUAGAAGCUUAGUUUGGACUCGGUUAUCUUUCAUGCAGUCACCUGUGUGUCACUGCCUUCAUGUCUGUGAGCUCAGCACGAACUCGCGGUUGGCAAAGCAGGUUAAGUCCAAAAUAAAACACGAACAGCGAAGCUGGUUUUGAAAUAUGCCGGUGGUGUGAGGUUGGCCAGUGUUAGCACGGAGCUAGCUGCUGUUAGUUUGUUUUGCUAACGCUGAGUUAACCCUGCAGGAUGGCUGCUGAGCUCUAUAUCUACUAAUGAUGCUCAUCAACUAACCUCGGCGUCCGGAUUUCGAUUUGCAAUAUAUAAAUCAAAACAUCCGAGUCAGUCCAGUUUCCAGCAGCAGACGCUUGUGCUGGGUUAAACGUUAUCAGUGGAUGUGAAACCUGAAGCUACCGGCAUCCACGGCAUGAUUCAUUCGGUUGUUUGAUGGGGAUUUUAAGGAUCAUGAUGCUGCCGAAGAUCCAGCUUUUGGCUGUUUUGGCAUUCGGAGUGGCGAUGCUGCUGAUCGAGAAUCAGAUCCAGAAAUUGGACGAGUCCAGAGCCAAACUAGAACGCACCAUAGCCAGACACGAGGUGGCCGAAGUAGAGCAGCGUCACAGCGAAUACGGGGGUGGGCGGGAAGUUCCGCCGAUAGUAGAAAACGACGACACGGUCAUCAUCUACAACAGAGUGCCCAAAACAGCCAGCACGUCCUUCACUAACAUCGCCUACGACCUGUGUGGGAAGAAUCGCUUCCACGUUCUGCACAUCAACACAACCAAGAACAACCCUGUCAUGUCUCUACAAGACCAAGUGCGCUUUGUCAGGAACGUCACCUCAUGGAGAGAGAUGAAGCCCGGCUUCUACCACGGCCAUGUAGCUUAUCUGGACUUCUCAAAACAUGGCGUGAAAGGUAAACCACUGUACAUCAAUGUGGUGCGUGAUCCCAUAGAGCGCCUUGUAUCGUACUACUAUUUUUUACGUUUUGGAGAUGACUACAGACCAGGCCUUCGACGAAGGAAACAAGGAGACAAGAAGACCUUUGAUGAGUGUGUGUCAUCAGGUGGGUCUGACUGUGCUCCGGAGAAACUGUGGUUGCAGAUCCCUUUCUUCUGUGGUCACUAUUCAGAGUGCUGGAACGCGGGCAGUAGAUGGGCUCUGGAACAGGCCAAAUACAACCUGGUAAAUGAGUACCUGUUAGUGGGAGUAACGGAGGAACUCGAGGACUUCAUCAUGAUCCUGGAAGCAGCACUCCCACGCUUCUUUAAGGGAGCCACAGAUCUCUACAGAACAGGAAAGAAAUCCCACCUUAGGAAGACCACAGAGAAGAAGCCCCCCACCAAAGAGACAAUAGCCAAGUUGCAGCAGUCAAACAUCUGGAAAAUCGAAAAUGAAUUUUACGAGUUUGCACUUGAACAGUUUCAGUUUGUGCGUGCCCACGCCGUCAGGGAAAAAGACGGAGAACUCUUUGUCCUUGCACAGAGCUUCUUCUAUGAAAAGAUCUACCCCAAAGUGAACUAAAAGUGUCAACAGAAAAGCAUUAACAAAGCUGCACAGGGACAAGUCGUGUACACUGGGAAAGUACGAGACAUUAAGCAGUGCUGGUUUCACUGGGGUCUAGUUGGGAAAUCCUUUCAGACACUGUGGUGAAAUUUCUACUUUUUUUAUUGCUAGUGCAGCUGUUGAGAAAACGAAGGUGUCAGUCUAUACUGUGAGAAAGAAUUUCCCAAACCUUAAGACAAGAAGGGUUUUUUACCAUGUUUGAUGUUUGGGUGGACUUUCAAAAUAAAAGCAGGAAACCUCAACUACUUCAGCAGCUUCAAAACAGUGUUUAGUGCAGAUGGUCACGGCUACAUUCCUACAUGCUGUGUUAACAUGUUUUUGGACCAAAUUGUAGCAAAAGAAAACAGAUUGGAUCAUUGCAUCCUUUGGUGCGUGACUGGUAAUUUUUUAUUCCACAGAGAUCUUCUCAAUUUUUACAUGUUUCACACAUUAUUUCAGUGAUUUAUCACAGAUAUUAAUGUGCAUGUUUUUUCUUAAAAGACAGCUGCUGUUCUUUUGGGUUUUUUUAGUCUGAAAGGACAACCUGGAGUAGGAGAAAGGUACUAAUGACUAACAGCUGGAAUGUUUGAGUACAGUACUACUGCAAGCAAGAAGAAACUGAUAGUGCCUUUAUAUUAAUGUAUAGAACAUUUCUUUAAUAUUAUUUUUCCUCUGAUCCCACAUUCACUUUCCUUUUAUUUUGGCGCAUUGCUUCUAUGAUUACUGUUGUUUUUCACUCUCCACAGUAACACUCUGAAUAUAAACAAAUAACUGCAAGUUUGUGUGAUGAAUUUUGUGAAUAAGUUUGUUUGGCUUUUAAAAGGUGAUUUACUUGUUUUAUGCAACUUUAACCAAAUGAUACAGUAUGAAAUGACUUCGACAUACCCAGGAUAUAUUUCACACACUGUAACAGUGGCAAUCAAGCUAUAAGCAGUAACACAAAAGUGUUGAUAAACUCCAUCCAAGCUAUGAGCACGUUCAUAUGAAUGUUGGCCGUGUGCCUGAGAUGUAGACAAGUCCACUGACAGCAGAGCGAGGGAUUUUUACAAAGGAAGAUAAAACUAUAACAUUACAGUAGCAUGAAGAAAUUACACAAUCUUUGGUAAUGUGGUUAUUGUGGAUUAGUGGAUAAUACUAACUUUCCACUCUCCACUUCUGGCGUAGAAGCGAUGGUUUUUCCCCCUAAUUGCGUAUUUAGAAACUGGCAUCUUGGAGCAGCCAUUUGACUGCAUUAACAGCUGGAUCACUAUCUGGGGAUAUUCGCCAGGUGAAUGAAUCAGUUCAGUUUUAUUUAUAUAGUGUGACCUGACAACAGUCACCUCAGUCUGCUAUUCUGCAUCAGUGUAGUUUUACAGACAAAUGAAUGGACGAGACCCCACGAGCCAAAUUUGCCGACAGUGGAAAGAAAAAAACCUCUUUUUAACAGGAAGAAACCUCCAGGAGAACCUGGCUCGGGGAGGAGCGGGUAUCAACCGCAUGGGUGGGUUGGGUGAUGAGUAGAGUGUAGUGACAUUCACAGUUGCAUUAAUAGGAAUUUGCGUUAAAUUAGAUAUUUGAGAGUUUCGCAGCCAAAUGUUUUGCAGAAUCCAUCAGCAUACAGUUUCAAAUACUCUGUAUGCUUACCUUCAUUCUAUUGGAUCAGGGAUAGUAUGGAUAUUGGAUAGAAAUAUGUUUGAGCUUUAAACAUGUUAAACCCAUACAAGAGAGGUUCAGAAAUAACUGGAUCCUUAGCUACUAAAUUUUUUAGUAGAGAACUCUGUCAUUUCACCUGACUCCAACUUGAUUUGGAGGAAGGAAAAAUGUAAUUGUCCACAUACUUAUGGUCUGGACCGUACUUGUGGACAAUCCAGCCUGUUUUUGCACCCUUUUUAGAUCCGUUACAGUGAUUUACAUGAGCCCAGUAACUCUUGACUCUAUUUCUCGUCUUUUGGCUCCAUAAUUACAGAAUAAUUGCCUCGCUAUAUCUUACUCAACAGGGAGUACUUAACCACUGAAACCGUGAAAUAACACACUGGGACGGGAUGAUCUGCUGAAGUCAGCUGUAUUACCAACUCUUGCCUCCUCUCUGAUGGGAGAAUAGGCAGUGGGGAGGGGAAGUGUCUGUGGGGGGAGAGCACUACCAUGCUCCACCAGUCCACAGCCUGUUCCUGUGUCUGCACAGAGACGAGCACAAAGGCCCCAACCCACAUUUGAUGCUUUGUGGCCAUGGACACAAGGAGAGGCUGCCUGUCUCAGAAAAUAGAACUCAAUUAACAGUUUUGCUGCAGGCAUAUUGGAACAUUGUUUCAUUAAUGAGAUGAAUACAGUCUGAUAAUUACUUCAUCUCAAUUAGGAAAAAAGGCUACACUCUAUAUUGAUUGUGCCUGAUGAGCUUGAAGGUUAAUUAGGAACACGAUUUUUCAAAAGUCUAUGCUGCUCUUGUAGCUGUUUGUGGUUGACAUUCUGGUUUAAAGCAGGUCUUCCCAUCACAAUAAGACCACUUCAUUUGUUUCGUUUAGCAAAAAUAACCUGCUCUUCCUUAACCUUGAAGCCAGCCUGUGUUCUAAGCACUCUGAUCCACAAGAGGGAGCCGUGGUGCUGCUGAAAACCUGCACAUAGCAGCAUGGGUUCUUGGACUGACUGCAACGCUUCAACAGGCCCACAUUAAUGCACCUGUGCAAAGCCAAAUGGAACAAACUAACAGUGCAUUACCAUUAACAAUACAAAUUACACCAUUAGGCACACUUGGCUCACAGGCCUAGUGACGGCUAUAAAUAGUUUCACUUGGUCUUGGACAAUUUGCGCCGUACUUGCAUAAUGACGGCAAUCAAAUUAAUUCAGGAUGUGUGACUGAAGUUUCCUGCAAACAGGAACACGUUGGGCUUUUUUUAGUGGUUUGUCUCUUCCUUUGCAAGAAGAACUGAUCAGCAGCUUUGAUAUAAGUGAAAUUAUCUAAUGUAGUAUGCACAAUAAUGACCUCUUUUUGUCAAUGGAAGUUGGCUGGACCUCUCCAAAUGGCCCUCUGGAUUGGCUUUGAAGCCUUUUUCAGCAGACCAUAGGAGACCCAGCACAGUUUUUGCAGCUAGCUGACCUCAAAGUGGUUUCACUACUGCUCCAUAAAACAAACAGAGCAGAGCAGAGGCAGCUUGACUGCCCCUCGCUGGGACUGUGGACAGGACCUUAAAGCGCUUGGCCAAAGGGGACCAUUAUGUGUACUACUUCUCUCUGUGUUUUAUGUAAAUGCGCCACGCUGCAGUGGAAGGUAAAAUUAAGCCAGCAUGUCAGAGGCUCUGGGCCAAGAAAACCUCAAGUGUCCCUGAUAUUUUACUGGAGCCUGGUGCAGAUGAUAGAUUGUAGUUGAUGGGAGGGAGAGAAAAUGAUGGAGGCCAUCAUCAUCAUAAAGCAUCGCCAGACUCAUCCAUUAAUGCUUUCUUGCCUUCUGGCCUGUUACUCAUUGACAUUUCAUGAUGUGAAAAGGAUAGUUGAACAAGACAAAGACUCUUCAGCCACACUAGCAGCUAUUUGAGGCUACACAGAUAGUUUACCCCCUCCAGUAUCAGCAUUACAUUUAAGACACGGGGCUAAGCAUCCAUUUCUAUGGAGGAGAAGUACAUGGUAAUGUUUGGGGAAACUCACAAACUGCUUGCCUGAAAACACUUAUGUGAUCCUAAAAUACACUAAUAACCAUCACACUAAAAAUAUUGUGUCAACGCAAAAAAAAAAAAAAAAAGAUCUUACUCAAACUGUUGACCAGAAUUUCAGUGCUGUGGUUCAUCACCAAACACGUGCUAAAAUGAAAAGUAUUCCCGUCAGCAACAGUGUUGUCUAAGGAGCAAAUAUCAGUUCGCUACACAAACUGAAAUGGUGAACAUGACUACGGUGAACACUGUACUGUUUACCAUAGACUUAACUGGCUAUAGGUAUGAAUGUGAUCAUAGACGGUUGGCUGACUCUGUGCAUUAGCCCUGUGACAGACUGGCGAUGUGUCCGGGGCGUACGCUGCCUCUGUGACACUGAACUGGAUAAGCAGAAGAAAAUGGAUGAAUGAAGGGAUGCAAAACAUUGACAUAACUACUGUGACAUCAAUCACAGUAAGAAAUACCAUUUAUCUUGCUUGUGGCCUCUAAUGAGGAUCAUAAAUUACAAAAUUAUCAUGAUGUUGCAUUUAAUAAGGCCUCGAAUCAGUAAUUUAAACCUUAGUCAUCAGAAAAGCAAAAAGGUUGUUCUCUAUUAUAUUUACCUGGACGUCUUUUUCCAACCAUGAGUCGCCCCCUGCUGGCUGUAGAAAGAAUGUCGCUUUACCACAGUCUUGGACUAGCCUCACUAUUUAGACUUGGAAGAACCAGUUUGAUUUGCGUAUUUGUUUUUU
Haplochromis burtoni (Burton's mouthbrooder) is the source of this 5917-nucleotide messenger RNA. RefSeq names its product heparan sulfate 2-O-sulfotransferase 1b (gene hs2st1b). Gene Ontology annotation, molecular function: heparan sulfate 2-sulfotransferase activity. The transcript is spliced from 7 exons. The coding region runs from base 475 to 1548 and encodes 357 amino acids. NCBI's taxonomy places the organism in Eukaryota, Metazoa, Chordata, Actinopteri, Cichliformes, Cichlidae. Gene Ontology annotation, cellular component: membrane. The record is from RefSeq and is a predicted model, not a curated record.